Molecule: messenger RNA, 1639 nt
Organism: Ictalurus furcatus (blue catfish)
Lineage: Eukaryota; Metazoa; Chordata; Actinopteri; Siluriformes; Ictaluridae
Gene: ppid
Product: peptidylprolyl isomerase D
Exons: 10
Coding region: 65-1180 (371 amino acids)
Biological process (GO): protein peptidyl-prolyl isomerization; protein folding
Molecular function (GO): peptidyl-prolyl cis-trans isomerase activity; protein binding
Source: RefSeq, a predicted model, not a curated record
AGAACCUUCCAGUUCAUUCAGGAGCUGAAGAACUUCAAGAAAACGAGGCAAAAAAAAAAAAAAAAUGUCCAACCCGACCCCAGUGUCCAAACCCGGCAAUGCGGAGAACCCGAGAGCUUUCUUCGAUGUAGAAAUCGGCGGUGAAAAAGCCGGCCGCAUCGUGUUCGAGCUCUUCGCUGACGUCGUCCCUAAGACGGCGGAGAAUUUCCGCGCUCUGUGCACCGGCGAGAAGGGGCUCGGCAAAAGCACCGGGAAACCUCUGCACUUCAAGGGAUGUCCUUUUCACCGCAUCAUCAAGAAGUUCAUGGUGCAGGGAGGAGAUUUCUCGAAUCAGAACGGCACGGGAGGAGAGAGCAUCUACGGGGACAAGUUCGAGGAUGAAAACUUCCACUAUCAGCACGACAAAGAGGGCCUGCUGAGCAUGGCCAACGCCGGGCCCAACACCAACGGCUCGCAGUUCUUCAUCACCACCGUGCCCACGUCUCACCUGGAUGGCAAACACGUGGUGUUCGGGCAGGUACUGAAGGGCAUGGGCGUGGUCAAGAUGCUGGAGGCCGUCGAGACCGAGGGAGAUCAUCCGGUCAAGCCAUGUGUAAUUGCCGAUUGUGGAGAGCAUAAAGCAGGUGAUCACUGGGGCGUGGCUUCUAACGACGGCUCCGGAGACAUGCACCCAGACUUCCCUGAGGACUCGGACGUCGACUUUAACGAUGCUGAUAAAGUCUUGUCUGUGGCGGAGGACAUCAAAAAUAUCGGGAACAACUUUUUUAAAUCCCAGAACUGGCAGGCUGCUGUAAACAAGUACUCCAAAGCUCUUCGGUAUUUAGAGUACUGUGGCAGUGCUCUGGAUGAUGAGAGCGCACAGAAGAAGCUGGAGCCCACGGCUCUGAGCUGCAUCCUCAACACAGCAGCCUGUAAACUCAAACUCCAGCAGUGGCAGGAGGCCGUCGAGAGCUGCGAUGAGGCUCUGGAGCUGAAUCAGACUCACGCUAAGGCAUUGUUCAGGAGAGCGCAGGCUUGGCAAGGCCUCAAGGAGUUCGACAAGGCCAUGAUCGAUCUGAAGAAAGCACAGGAGAUUGCACCGGACGACAAAGCUAUUGCAAACGAGAUGCUGAGGGUCAAGCAGAAAGUGAAGGAGGAGAAGGAGAGAGAGAAGAAGAUUUACUCCAAAAUGUUUGCGUAAACGAGUCGGCCGUGCCGUGAUCUACACGAGCUCGUGUCUUUUUGCUCACCAGUCACUAACGUAGUUGUACAAGUAAAUCCAGAAGAAUUUCGAGCCAGGGAUCUGAACCCUGAUAAAGAUAUGCAGUUAACAGAAAGGAGUUUUAAGAGAAUAGGAUCCAUUAUAGAUAGCAUACAAUACUUGAAUAUGCGUGAACGUUGUAAACAUGAACGUGUAGGUCUGACGUUCGGGUUGCGUAUAGACUACUGUUUAAAACCUUUAUUUAAUCAGACCUUUAAGACUCAGAUCGGUUGUUUGUCUUUAUAUUUAUUUAUCGGAAAGCUUGCCGUUUCAUCGUCGGAUGGAUUUAAGACUAAAAGGAAAUGUUUCGCUGUAAGAUCUCAAUUAGUUCACUGUGAUAAUGUAAACUCAUCCUCACAAUAAACGUGAUGUUUAAAGAUGAGAAUAAAAACAGAUGCU